Molecule: messenger RNA, 1563 nt
Organism: Kwoniella mangroviensis CBS 8507
Lineage: Eukaryota; Fungi; Basidiomycota; Tremellomycetes; Tremellales; Cryptococcaceae
Exons: 8
Coding region: 1-1563 (520 amino acids)
Biological process (GO): transmembrane transport
Molecular function (GO): transmembrane transporter activity
Source: RefSeq, a predicted model, not a curated record
AUGGUUGUACAACCAGAUCCAGCGAACUCCGACUCCCAAUCUACUGUAGUCGAUGUCGAUCGAUCAAGCUCAGUGGUAAACCCCAGUGCCGAUCUCGAGUCGGCUUCGGCUUCAGUCUCACCAAUCCCUCAUCCUGUAAUUGAUACCGAAGGAGACGAUCAAAACAAUUUAUCAAUAAAAAUACGUAAAAGGGAUUAUGGUUUUUUACCUAUACCCAAGAAUCGGAGACAUGAUCCCCAUAAGAAAGUGGACGAGGAAUUUGGCUUUACUUGGAAAAUGAAAUUGGUCUUUGCUUUUGCUGCUACUGUAUCUGUUAUGAACCUGUACUAUAUCCAACCUAUGUUGGUAGCCAUCGCAUCCGACUUCUCCGUUUCUCACUCUCGUAUAUCCUCCAUCCCCACUCUCGUCCAAGGAGGCUACGGUACGGGUAUAAUAUUCAUUUCCCCUCUUGGCGAUUUGGUCCGUCGUAGACAACUAGUCCUAUUGUUAAUAUUGCUCACUACGAUCUUAUCGAUUGGUUUGGCAUUGGCACCAUCCGUAGCGGUCUUGGAAGGAAUAUCAUUCAUCGUUGGAAUGUUAACCGUUACACCUCAGAUAUGUAUUCCGUGGACAGCGGAUCUCGCUCCUGCCAACAAGAGAGCGACCGCAAUGAGUAUUACCCUUUCGGGACUUAUAUUCGGUUUGGUGUUGGGUAGAGUAUUAGGUGGGAUAUUGAGUAGGUUCGGGAGUUGGAGGGAUACUUAUUGGUUAGCUGUAGGAUUACAGGGAUGCAUGACAGUUAUACUGUAUUUCACUUUACCUGAUACACCUGAUAAGAAAAUUGGUUUAUCAUAUUUCGGCGUGCUCUGGUCGAUGGCCAAAUUCUUCACGAUGUACCCCACCCUCGUUCAAGCAUGUUUAGUCUCGUUCUUCUCCAGUGCUGUUUUUGCUGGAUUCUGGACAUCACUCACGUUUGUGCUCAAUAACUCCCCCUAUCACUACAACUCAUUCGAAAUCGGUUUGUUCGGCCUCCUAGGACUGAUCGGAGCUAUCCUCGCUCCUCAAUGGGGUAGGCUGGUGGACCGCACACAUCCUUACCUAGGUCAGAUAUCUGGUAUAUCCAUCAAUAUGAUAUCGAUGGUCGUUGCCCUUGUAGGCGCAGAUAAAAAUAUAUCGGCAGUGUGCAUAGCGAUCGUCGGGUAUGAUAUGGGACAACAGUUAGCUCAGGUAUCGUCAUCUUAUAGGAUCGCAGGAUUGGACCCGAAAGCUAGAGCGAGGUUGAAUGGUUGUAGCUUGUUAGCUGUUUUUGCUGGUCAAACAUCCGGAACAGCGAUCCUAACGCAUAUAUACAAUACACACGGUUGGAAACCUACUGGCGGUACGGCCGUUGCAUUCAUCGGUGCUGCGCUGGUGGUUCUAUUUAUUAGAGGUCCUCAUGAAAUAGGUUGGAUAGGAUGGCAUGGUGGUGGUCAGAUAUUGAAAAAGGAGAAAAUGACUGAUUUGAGUCCUGAGGCUAUCACGGAGAAAUUGAGAGUGAAGAAGAAAGAGACAGAGAAAGAGAAAGGAGGUGGACAACAAGUGUAA